GUAUUUUUUUUUUUAUUGUUCACGGGGUUCUGAAAUUCAUCGCCACGUCUUGGUUGCGCGCAAACGAUCUCCCAAGAGUUUUGUUCGCUCCAGUCGUGCGAGAUAUUCGUGAAGAGAGAGAGAACGAGGAAUGUGAUGUGCUCUAAUCCGUGAGCGGCGCGUCUUUAUUGUCUUUGCGGAGGUUGUGAAAAAACCGUGAGGUGUAGUUUGCGGUUGAAAGUUGGAACGUCCCUAUACUAUAACAAUGUGUAAUUUUGUGAUUCUUUCAAUUAUAUACACGUGAAUAAAAUGGACCUUAUUUUAUAGUGGAUGAGGUGAGAGUGAGUCGGUGGAGUACCGUGGUUUGACAAGAUGGCGGAGUCUAGCUAUUAUCAGGGCGAUUAUAUUAGACAUCCUGUUCUUUACGAACUCUCACAUAAAUAUGGAGUGGCUGGUAGUGACCAAGUGCCCUUGCCAGCUCGUCUUGAUGAACUUCGAGAGCAUAUUCGUCGAGAAAUACGAAAGGAACUAAAAAUAAAGGCCGGUGCAGAGAAACUGCGGGAGGUGGCGACUGAUCGUAAAGCUCUCUCUGAUGUCGCUAUGAUUGUAAAGAAGGCAAAUACAAAGCUCAGUGAGCUUCAAGCAGAAUUACAGCAGCUUGAAAGUCAAAUUAUAUUGACUCAGGGACAACCGCAGUCUCCUCAACAAAAUCACUCCAACGGACAAGAUACUCCAAUGUCUCCGACUGAUCCAGCAUCACCAAGUCAAGAAGGUCUUUUUACCGACCUUCGUCUUCUCUCAUUAGAAAAGCAGCUUAAUAUUGAAACGAAGGUGAAACAAGGUGCGGAGAAUAUGAUACAAAGUUUAACUAGUGGUCAUAGAGAUAAAAAAUUAUUACAAGAGGCACAACAAAUGUUGGAUGAUUCUCGUGCUAAAAUCGAAUUUUUACGCAUGCGAAUAAUGAAGUUAAACCAAGCGCGGGAACAACAGCACGCCAGAGGCGAUGUACCACCACCAAAUGGUGAAGCAACCAGCAACAAAGAUAGGUAUGAGCCAAGUUUGGAGCUUGCCUUAGAAGAGAGGGUAGAGGAGCUUCGACAUAGAUUACGAAUUGAGGCUGCGGUCGUAGAGGGAGCAAAGAAUGUGAUUCGUCUUCUUCAAAGUGCCAAAGUUGCCGAUAAGAAGGCCUUGGCCGAGGCUCAAGCAAGUUUAUCAGAGUCAAGUCGAAAAUUGGAUUUACUGAGACUUUCGUUGGAACUGAGAAGACAAGAACUGCCAACCGAUAGUGCCACGGCGGUGCAACUUAAACGUGAAUUAGCUAGUGUGCAAUCCGCAAGUCCAAUUCCAGUUACUUACACUUCAUUGCAACCUUUUCGUGGACCAUUGGAAGGCAGAGCAACUGUUCCAGCAUCAGUUUCAAGAUGUGCCGCUGUCACUGGGCAGCUAGAGGUAAGACUAAUGGGAUGUCAGGAUUUAGCAGAAGAAGUUCCUGGACGAACAAGAAGAGAACAUCCAGCCAGCCCUGAUUUACGCAGCUUUGUUAAAGGUGUUACUGGUCGAAGUUCGAGUAAAUCUUACAGCGUAAAAGACGAGACAAGUAACGAUAUUAUGGCAGUUAUUAAAUUAGAUAAUCAAACGGUAGCACAAACUAGUUGGCGACCUUGUUCUCAGCAGGCAUGGGAUCAAAGGUUUUCCAUAGAACUAGACAAAUCUAGAGAAUUGGAAAUCGGUAUUUAUUGGAAAGAUUGGAGAUCUCUUUGUGCAGUAAAAUUCUUACGUUUAGAAGAAUUUAUUGAUGACGUUCGACAUGGAAUGGCAUUACAAUUAGAACCCCAAGGUUUAUUAUUUGCUGAAAUUAAAUUUUUAAAUCCCAUGAUAUCGAGGAAGCCAAAAUUACAACGACAGAGGAAAAUUUUUAAACAGCAAGUGAAAAAUUUCCCACGUGCUAAUCAAAUGAAUAUUAAUGUUGCCACAUGGGGAAGACUAUUAAAACGUUCAGCACCUUCACUUCACAGUACAAGGAGUUCCGAAAGUCCGCCUUCAAGUGUACAAUGCCCUCAACCGACGCAAAUUGCCUUCGAUUCUUCAGCAGAAGAUAAAAUAGAAACACCAGGAGAAUUACCAGAUCCUGAUAAGGGUGGUUUAGGUGGUGCACGACCCUUGGGAAUGAAUGUACCAAAUGAAAUUCCAGUGCUGCCAAGUCCACCUGAACAUCCACCACCUCCUCCACCAUCUUUAAUAAAGAAACCUUCGAUGCCAGCACCUCCUCCACCACCUAAACUCGAUCAAGAGUUGCAGAGUGCGUUAAGGGAGUUUGAUUUCCUGCACAUCGAAGAGAAGGGCGGGCAUCAGGGGGCAAGCUUGAGGCCCCUUGUAACCGAGCCCCGACCUGUGCUGAUUGCACCACCCUCUCCACGCACCCCCUCGCCCCAACCUGUCGUCGAGUUUCCCGAAGACGAGGUAAUUUAUGAGAUGCCAGUAAGAACUGUACAAUAUAGAGACAGUGCCUAUGAAUCAAGAAGACAAUCACAAUUAACUGGUAUGACAUUAGAAAACUUUAGAUUACUUUCUGUACUUGGACGUGGACAUUUUGGCAAAGUUAUUCUUUCGCAAUAUAAAAAUACUGGGGAGUAUUUUGCAAUUAAAGCAUUAAAAAAAGGGGAUAUUAUUGCAAGAGAUGAAGUUGAGUCUCUUCUUUCGGAAAAGAGAAUAUUUGAAGUGGCCAACACAACAAGACAUCCGUUCCUUGUGAAUUUAUUUGCGUGUUUCCAAACUGAGGCACACGUUUGUUUUGUGAUGGAAUACGCAGCUGGUGGAGAUCUUAUGAUGCACAUACAUGCAGACGUAUUUGGAGAGCCACGCGCAGUUUUUUAUUCUGCAUGUGUUGUAUUAGGCUUGCAAUAUUUACACGAAAGUCGAAUUAUUUAUAGAGACUUAAAAUUGGAUAAUUUACUCUUGGACACAGAGGGUUAUGUUAAAAUUGCGGACUUUGGAUUAUGCAAAGAGGGAAUGGGUUUUGGAGAUCGAACAGGAACUUUUUGCGGUACUCCUGAGUUUUUAGCACCUGAAGUUUUAACCGAAACUUCAUAUACACGCGCUGUUGAUUGGUGGGGUCUCGGUGUUUUAAUAUUUGAAAUGCUUGCCGGAGAGUCUCCCUUUCCUGGUGACGAUGAGGAAGAAGUUUUUGAUUCCAUUGUAAAUGACGAAGUUCGAUAUCCUCGAUUCCUGUCACUUGAAGCAAUUGCCAUAAUGAGAAGACUACUUAGAAAGAAUCCAGAUCGAAGAUUAGGAAGUAGUGAGAGAGAUGCAGAGGAUGUUAAAAAACAAGCGUUCUUCAGACACAUAGCUUGGGAUGAUUUGCUUUUAAGACGUGUUAAACCGCCUUUUGUUCCAGUUAUUCAUUCUGUUGAGGAUGUAAGUAAUUUCGAUGAGGAAUUCACAUCAGAAAAACCUCAUCUAACACCACCGAAGGAUCCAAGACCACUCAGUGACAUGGAACAAGGAUUAUUCAGGGACUUUACAUAUAUGGCUGAUUGGUGCUAACCCCAUAUUUUUUAUUUCAGCUUAAAAUUGAGCAUUGAUCUAUAUUUUAUUUUUUUUUUUUGCACUGGACAGAGCUUUUUUUUUAUUUUUUUAAUUCAUUUUGUUUGGUUCUCCCACGCACUAUGAUCUGAACUUAAUCCUUUCUGCAUCUCCGUCUAAUAUGAUUAUUUGUAUAGUUUUUAUAUUUUUAUUGUAUACUAUAAUUAGUAAUUGCAAACAGGUCUCGCAAUUUUAAGCUGCAAUUAUAUAUUUUUUUUUUUUUGCUGUAAGUAGACGAUUUUUAUGGUACUAAUUAUUUUUUUUAAAUCGCUAAUGAAAUGAAAAAACAGAGUAGGACCAAAAUCAUCAAAUUGUAAUUUAUGAGAAUCAUUUACGAAGCAUAUCGUAAAGUUUAUUAUAGCUAUUUUUAUCUACGUGAGAAAUUAAAGGAAAAAAAAAACUACUUCUGCAGUUGCAGCUAUAAUGCGUAAUAUGAGAGAGUUGUUUUAAGCUCUUUUUUAAAAAAGCGUUAAUGAUAUUAUUUCAGCAGAAUGUACUCGCGCGCGCGCCCCUUUAUCAAAACUAAUUUUUAAAACAAAAAAAAAAAAUCAGAAAUAUUUGCUCAUAAUCAUGUGAUAAUAAUCAAUUCAGAAAUGGAGCUAUAACAAUGUUUUUUAAAUGCGUUAAUAGUUAACGAGAGACACUAUUAUUUCAUGACUCCCAUAUUGUUUCGUUCUGUUUAUUCAAUUUUUAAUUCAUGUAUAUUUAAAAUAUUUUUCACCGCUAUUUGGCUUAUUUUGCAUUUUAAUUGUUAUACACGAAUUUUAUUCGAUAAAAAAAAAGAAGCGGAGAUAAUCGUGCCGUACUUAAAUACCAUUUUUUUUUUUAAUAUUAAAAAUUUAUUAAUAAGGAACAAGUAUUUCCUUCUAUAAAAAUGAAAAUUGUAUCAAAAAUUCUAAUAACUCCAUUCCAUGUAUUCCGAAAUUUUUAUUCGGAGAAGGAUUCCUGUUUUAAGCAUUGGAAUUUUUCAAAUUAUUGUAAAUAAUUCUCUCGCUUUUCAAAGUAAAACCAAUGGUCUUGAAUGAAUUUGGAAAAAGAAAAAAAAAAUGAAAAAGUUAAUUUUGAUACUUUUUACACUGGUUAUUUGAAAUUGCGAUUGACAAGCUAAGCAAUUUGUGAUAGUGUUGAGGAGGUCUGGAAAUCCAGUUGCCUUACUUUAAUACUCUAAUACUCUUUGGUACUCGGUUUACAAUAAACAAAAAAUUUCCUUUACAGAUUUUAAUGUUUGUAGGAAAGAUAAAACGUGCCUGAUUAAUUUUUUUUUUGUAAAUGGUUGUUUUUUUUAUCGAACAAGCAUAGAUUUUAAUAUCUUGAAGCUAGACAAAAUAUGUAUUUUUAUUUAAUGAAAAAAAAAACGACCAUUAAAAAAAAAAGAGAAA
Molecule: messenger RNA, 4940 nt
Organism: Leptopilina boulardi
Lineage: Eukaryota; Metazoa; Arthropoda; Insecta; Hymenoptera; Figitidae
Gene: Pkn
Product: serine/threonine-protein kinase N
Exons: 18
Coding region: 352-3522 (1056 amino acids)
Biological process (GO): signal transduction; protein phosphorylation
Molecular function (GO): ATP binding; small GTPase binding; protein serine/threonine kinase activity
Source: RefSeq, a predicted model, not a curated record